Molecule: messenger RNA, 671 nt
Organism: Gossypium raimondii (Peruvian cotton)
Lineage: Eukaryota; Viridiplantae; Streptophyta; Magnoliopsida; Malvales; Malvaceae
Product: protein RALF-like 31
Exons: 1
Coding region: 137-511 (124 amino acids)
Source: RefSeq, a predicted model, not a curated record
AAUACAUGGGAACCUUGUUCUGUUUCAAUGUCUUGUCUUCAUCCAUCACUUCUCCAACUACCCUAUUAUUUCUUAUUUUCACUCCCCUCCAUGAAAGCCAUAGCUCCAAAAUAGCUUCAAUCCCUCCCCCCCAAAAAUGGCUAUUCUCAAACUGAUCUUCAUCACCCUCACUCUACCCCUUCUUUUCCUUCAUUCUUAUGUUGCUGUCUCAAUUUUAGAGCUCCAAAAUGCACUGAAAACCAGUGAAAUUGAUGCCACGGUGAGAAGGGCUUGUUCCAAAAAGCUUGAAGAUUGUUUGGAAAGUGAAGAUAUGGAAUCAGAGACCCAAAGGAGGUUGCUUUUGAUGCAAAGAAGGUACAUUAGUUAUGAAACAUUGAGGAGGGACAUGGUUCCUUGUCAAAAACCAGGUUCUUCUUAUUAUGAUUGUGGUGCUGCUCAAGCUAAUCCUUAUAGUAGAGGUUGUGAGAUUAUUACAAGAUGUGCUAGAGGUAUCAAAGGUACUAAAACCUGAAGAAGAAGAAGAAAAAAGAAGACCUAAAUUUGAUGUCUUUUUUUUAACUGUUAACAGCUUGUUUCUGCAAAUGCUAAUGUGUUUGAGCUGUUUUGUAUUGUAUAUUAGAGAACCUUUACCUUAAAUUUCCUAUAUAUAAAUCCAUGUUUAAUCUUUAGGA